This is a messenger RNA of Dermacentor albipictus, 3465 nucleotides long. RefSeq lists its product as uncharacterized. NCBI's taxonomy places the organism in Eukaryota, Metazoa, Arthropoda, Arachnida, Ixodida, Ixodidae. The record is from RefSeq and is a predicted model, not a curated record.
CUUCGUCAUGAUAGUUCUGCGCAUGCGCAGUGUACUUCCGCUCCUUCUUUCCACUCCCACUUCCCUUCCCACUUCAGGGGAUAAAUGCUAUCGCAUGCCCCGAAAUAAACGUCUUCUAUGUUCGAGCGGUCUGUGCCUCGUAACUGUUCGGGCCGCGUGCCGUGGCUAUGCUACAGUGGCGACGAGCCAGGAUACCCCCCAUUCGGUGAAAGAAGACCCGGAAUCGGCAACCGCGAAGGAAGCCUCGCCGACGACAAGCAUGGCUCAUCAUAUGCUCCCUGCAUUCAACGAAGAUACAGAUAAGUGGAAGCCGUAUCUCAUUAAGGCAGAUGCCUACUUUGAAGCUAACGGAAUCACCGAUUCAGCCAAAAAGAGAGCACUUCUCGUGGCAGCAUUGAGCACGCAAACCGUGCAAGUAUUACCCGGCAGGGUCGCACCGCGAGCCCCAAACGCGUUGAGCUUCGAGCAAGUUGUCGAGGUGCUAAACGAGUACUAUGAUCCGAAGCGACAUGAAACAACGGAAAGUUUCAAGUUUUUUAACCGCUGCCAGAUGGAAGGAGAAUCUGUCACGCAGUUUCUGGUGGAAAUACGCCGCAUAGCCGAUAACUGCAAUUUUGGCAACGCCUUGGAGCGGAUGCUCAGGGAUCGUAUUGUAUGCGGUGUGCGGUCAAAGGCCCUACAGAAGCAAUUACUGGCAAAGGCCGACCUCACGUUAGCGGAGGCUGAAGCGCUCGCAAUUUCAGCUGAAACUGCCGAGAAUGAUGCUAUGAAAAUGUCAUCCGAGCCAAAGGUUUUAUUGAAAAUGCAGGCGGCUCGAAAAACGCCGUCCGGGGAAAACAGAAACGCUGAAGAACAUCUAGAAUGCGGAAGGUGCGGCAGCUCAAAACACGAUGAUGUCAGUUGCGGAUGGGCAAAUGCACGUUGCUAUCGCUGUGGGCGGCGGGGGCACCUUGCUAAGAAAUGUCAAAGUCAUCCUAACCGCGGAAGGUUAGCUACCAGAGCGAUGCACGCAAAUACACUGGCUACAACGGACACAACGCCAAGGGACGAGAGCAGUGAUGAAGUCCACCUUUGGAAAUUGGUUUCGGAACGUAAAAAUUUUAUUGAGCCGCCAAUCCGCCGCUCAUUUACAUGGGGCGGCGUUCAAGUAGCCAUGGAAGUCGACACCGGGUCACCAGUAUGCGUCAUUUCUCGGGAGCUGUACAUGAAGCAUCGAAACUAUUUGCCUGCCCUGAAGCCAUCACGUGUGAAGUUGUCUUGCUACGCAGGGCGGUUACCGGUGCUGGGCGACCUGACAUUACGUGUGGGCUUCAAAGACGUGCUCGUGGACUGUCCCCUCACAGUGCUCGACUGCGAAGGGCCAAGCCUUUGCGGAAGGGACCUGCUUACGCUGCUGGACAAAGCUGGUGCACCGGUGCUACAUGUAACACCGGCCUGCGGAGCCACAGAAACGAGCGAAAUGGACACCUGCAAGGUUAAGGCCAUUUUCACAGACUACCAGGUCAUCUUUACCACGGAACUCGGUCUAAUGAAGGGUCCUCCAGCAAGCCUGCACCUCAAAGAUGGAGCAAUUCCAAAGUUUUGUAAGGCGAGACCUCUUCCUUAUGCUUUACGCGACAAGGUAGCUUUGGAGCUGGACCGACUCGUUUCCCUUGGCAUCUUAUCGCCAGUCAGCCAUUCGGAUUGGGCAACGCCCAUAGUUCCGGUGUUAAAGAAAGAUGGCUCGGUGCGGAUUUGUGGUGACUUUAAAGUUACAUUGAAUCCGGUUUGCGCACUCGAACAGUAUCCUAUUCCUGUAAUCGAGGAUAUGUUCGCAGCUUUAAGUGGCGGUGAAUGUUUCAGCACCCUCGACUUGCGCGACGCUUACAGUCAGGUGCCUCUAGACGAAGCCGCACGCAAACUUUGCGUAAUAAAUACGCACAAAGGCUUAUUUUGCAAUAACCGGCUUCCGUUCGGAAUAUCGUCAGCACCGUCGAUCUUCCAGAGAAAAAUCGACACGAUUAUCAGUGGCUUACCCGGAGUUCAAGCCUAUCUUGAUGAUGUAAUCGUGUCCGAGCAGAAAGGCGAUAAUGGUGAGCGACUGAAAGCCGUCUUAGAGCGUUUUCGGGAUCAUGGGGUUAAGUUACGCCAUGACAAAUGUAAAUUUCGACAACCGGCAGUUGUAUACCUCGGACAUCGCAUUGACGGCGAGGGCCUUCAUCCACUAGAAAACAACGUGGAAGCUAUCAUGCGCACACCUUAUCCACGGAACGUGACCGAACUACGGGCAUUUAUCGGAAUGUUGACUUUCUACGUGAAAUUUUUGCCAAACAUGUCAACGUACCUAGCACCGCUGUAUCAAUUAUUGGAAAAGAACGCACGGUGGCAAUGGAACGCACCGCAAAAGGCCGCCUUCGAUGCAGCAAAAGAAAGUCUGAAAAAUGCGCCAAUUCUUGUACAUUUCGAUCCUGCAAAGGAACUCAAGCUAGAGUGCGAUGCGUCUUCACUGGGUGUCGGAGCGGUUCUGUUUCACUCGAUCAAUAACGUAAAUAGACCGAUAGGUUUUCGCUCAAGAACACUGACCCUAGCAGAGCGCAACUACUCCCAGUUAGAACGUGAAGCGUUGGCUUUGGUUUUCGGUGUAACGAAAUUCCGGGACUAUCUUCUAGGUCGUGAAUUUACGUUGGUUACGGAUCAUCAACCACUCGUCAGCCUGCUGAGACCCGACCGCCUGACGCCGACUAUGGCGGCUGCGCGAAUUCAACGCUGGGCGCUGUACCUCGGAGGCUACAAAUACAAGCUUCAGUAUGUUCCUGGGAAACAACUACUGAACUCGGAUGCCCUCAGCAGACUACCACAGCAGACUACCACAGCAGACCACCGGAGACGCAGUUGAAGGUCCAACUGAGGAGAGCCACGACUGGACACUGCCGCCAGACAGCAGCGUGUACGUCCGCAAUUACGGACAGGGAGAGAACUGGAUACCUGGUCGUGUCAAAUCGGCGACCGGAGCACGAAUGGUAACCGUAGAGACUCCCACUGCCAUUGUCAAGCGCCACGUCGAUCAGGUGCGCCGCCGCUCGGAUUCAUCACCAAGGUUUCCGGAUACGACUGCUCGUGGUCCAGGGUCCAACCAGACGCCAGGUCCCAGCACGGCCACCAAUGCAACCACUUCCUUGGAAGCGGCCGCCCCAGUUAAUUCUCCAGAUGCAGGCCAAAUUGCGGAUGACAGCAUUCGACCUCACACCCCUCCUCUCCCAACUAGCUUGAGUCCGGCCGAAGCUUCGCAGCAAGUCCUGCGCCGGUCAACGAGGCAGCGCAAGCCAGUGCAACGGUUCCAUUUUUGAGGAGAGGGCAGUGUUGUGUCUGCGUCAUGAUAGUUCUGCGCAUGCGCAGUGUACUUCCGCUCCUUCUUUCCACUCCCACUUCCCUUCCCACUUCAGGGGAUAAAUGCUAUCGCAUGCCCCGAAAUAAACGUCUUCUAUG